This is a messenger RNA of Pectinophora gossypiella (pink bollworm), 708 nucleotides long. RefSeq lists its product as uncharacterized. Bases 1 to 708 code for a protein of 235 amino acids. The record is from RefSeq and is a predicted model, not a curated record. NCBI's taxonomy places the organism in Eukaryota, Metazoa, Arthropoda, Insecta, Lepidoptera, Gelechiidae. The transcript has a single exon.
AUGGCUCUAGUGAGGCUAAGUUGCUUCUUAGUGCUUGCUUUAUCUUUGAGUCUGGUCAGAGGUCAUGUAUCGUACUUAGGAGUGCCAAAUCAGCUCCAUCAUGUACGUAGUUUGUUCGUUAGACCCUCGACGGAUGGUACUACGGGCGACCUGUACGUUGCAGCGACUGAGGACCACGGAGUCAAGUCUCAAUGGCUGACAGAACAGCCCAUCAACUUCUUACCACCUCAGCAACAUGUACCCGUGGCCUACACCCAAGCUUUGACGACAUCACAUCUUCCCGAUGAGUCUGUCGUGACCAAUCAGAAGCGAGCAGUGAUCUCCAGCCCGCCAAUCAAAUAUGCGUACGCGCUGCCUGCUCAAACUGAAGGAAGCGUUCCAUACCCAUACGCUAUCCCGACUGCUCCAUCUGCCGCCGAAGGUACGGAAUGUGAACCUGGUACUACACCAGUCUACCCUCAUUAUCCUUAUCAUCCAUACUACGCCCACUUCAUGUCCGCCUUCGCAAGCGCCUUGAACAAUAUGAAGGAUGAUUCCGAGGAAGAAGGCAAGACUACCAAAGCCGCGCCAGCGUGGCCCUCAUACGGAUAUCCAGUUCAGUAUGUAAUGGUGGACCCCUCAAUGUGGGCAAAGACUCCAACGACCACGCCUGCCGCUCCGACUACAACCCCAGCAACAAAUGCCGAGAGCUCCAAUGAAAGUACAUAA